CAAGCACGUGGCUAAUGAAUUUUACUUGCUAUAAACUCCGCAGUUUUGCGGUGAACUAUAGAGCUGCACAGCACAAGGUCGACUUCCUCUACGACGUCGGUUCCUGGCUCUCCAUUUAUCGCCGGCGGCACUCUCUCCGGCUCCAUCAUCCGGAUCGUCAUUUUAUCAACAGGGUUGCUUUCCGCUCACAUAUACCUCUGUUAGCCUGCAAUGGCUUCCAUUGACCCCUCACUAGCUUUGGAGAUUUUAGUUAGGGGACCAGAAGGGUUUUGUCUCUGGAACGGGCCCCCAUUCAGCAAUGGUCAACCUGGUAUCAAGAUUGAAAAGGUUCCUUGCAGUAAUGCAAAGUUCAGUGAAGAUGGAUCCAGACUCAUGGUGAUGAAAUCUGAUUCCGUGAUUAGCAUCUAUGACUGCAGAAGCUCCAAAGAAAUCAGAUCUUUUCAAGUCCCCAAUGUAGCUGCAGCCAACUUGUCCCCAUGUGGGAAUUUUUUUCAAACCUUUCAAAAAUCCUCAACUCCACAGGACAAAAAUGUGAAUUUAUGGAAGAUUGAAACUGGUGAUUCUGUUUAUAACCACUUUCAAAAAAACACAACAACAGCCACAUGGCCCUCAAUUCGAUUUAGCUCUGAUGAAGCUGUUGCAUGUCGACUGGCAACUAAUGAGAUCCAAUUUUUUGAUGCUCAAGAUUUCUCCAAAGGAGUUGUCUAUAGGCUAAGAGUUCCUGGAGUGGCAGCAAUUGAGCUUUCUAAGGCACCUGGGUCCCAUGUGGCAGUAUUUGUUCCAGAAUCUAAGGGGGUUCCUGCCAGCAUCCAGAUAUUUUCCUGUGGAAAAGAUUCACAGAGUCAACCUAUUGCUCGUCGGAGUUUUUUCCGAUGUUCAACAGUGCAAUUAAAUUGGAAUCGUGGCUCAUCUGGACUUCUAGUUGUGGUGCAGUCUGAUGUUGAUAAGACCAACCAGAGUUACUAUGGAGAAUCAAAGCUAAACUACUUGACUACAGAUGGGACAUAUGAAGGAGUUGUGUCUCUUCGUAAAGAGGGUCCUGUUCAUGAUGUUCAGUGGUCUUACUCUGGUUCAGAGUUUGCCGUUGUUUAUGGAUUUAUGCCCGCUAAAGCAACUGUGUUUGACAAGAAGUGUAAUCCUCUGCUUGAGCUUGGAACAGGCCCUUACAACACUAUCCGCUGGAACCCGAAAGGGAAAUUUCUAUGUUUGGCGGGCUUCGGUAACUUACCUGGUGACAUGGCAUUUUGGGACUACACAGAGAAAAAGCAGCUUGGAACAACUAAGGCCGAAUGGUCCGUUACAAGUGAGUGGUCUCCAGAUGGCCGGUAUUUCAUGACUGCAACAACAGCUCCGAGACUACAAGUUGACAAUGGGAUUAAAAUUUUCCACCACAAUGGGUCCUUGUACUUCAAGAAGAUGUUUGACAAGUUGUACCAGGUCGAUUGGAAACCGGAGUCACCUGAUAAGUAUCCUGAAAUUGUGGAACUCAUCAAGUCUAUUGACUCUUUAAAGGUUGAAGGCACCAAACCACAAGGACAAGGGUCAAAAUCUUCCCAGGCCUCCACAAAAACCACCUCCAACAACCCUCCUGCACAGAAACCUGCAGCAUAUCGCCCACCACAUGCUAAGAAUGCUGCUGCCGUUCAGGCAGAGCUAUUUGGGGAGAGUCCUCAAGAAGCAAUGAGCAAGAAUGCUUUGAGAAACAAGAAAAAAAGGGAGAAACAGAAGGAAAAAAAGGCUGCUGAGGCUGGUGGUGGUUCAUGAUUAUAUGCAGGAAUGCUUUGAGAUGGCUACUAAGUGCAUCAUAUACAUUUGACGCACUGAAGCAUGACUUUGAUACUCCCGGUGUGAAUGCCGCUGCAGUAUAUCCUUCUUGAUCAGAUUUCAGCGGGUAUGGUUCUCGAGCGGGAUUCGGCUUAUAAUUCUUGAACAAUUUUGAGGUCGACAAAAUAAAAGCAUUCAACUAUGAGCAUGUAUCCAUGUAUGUGAUGCGUACUUUGUCAUGCUGUUUCGGAAGAAUUGUGAUGUUACUAGACGAGUCAUAGAUCUAUUUAUUUUAAGCAAUAUCGCUUAUGGAAGAGUUAAUUUCAGCAG
Molecule: messenger RNA, 2094 nt
Organism: Juglans microcarpa x Juglans regia
Lineage: Eukaryota; Viridiplantae; Streptophyta; Magnoliopsida; Fagales; Juglandaceae
Product: eukaryotic translation initiation factor 2A
Exons: 14
Coding region: 211-1764 (517 amino acids)
Biological process (GO): translational initiation
Cellular component (GO): cytosolic small ribosomal subunit
Molecular function (GO): tRNA binding; translation initiation factor activity; protein binding
Source: RefSeq, a predicted model, not a curated record